AUGGGAACUAAGAAUCCAGUAGGACACGUCCUGCUGAAUGCAUGGCUCAUUGUGUUUAGUAUUGUAAAGACGGCUUUGGUGCCAGUAUUUGCAAUUCUAUCGCUAUGUUUAAAGGGUCCAAUCGAAUACUUGGAUAGAAAACAUAGAGUUAAAGAAGAUUUUUACAUUAUAACGUUUUUCAUCAAGAGUGUGGCACAAUAUUUUCUGGCUGUCAGAAAUCAUAGGUUUCAGUACUGGUAUCUAUUUAGUAAACAAGUGGAACAAAAUGCUGAUCGUUUGGCUAUUAGUUACCCAAGACCAUUGUCGAAAAAGGGAGAAUUUGAAGUGGAAUCGUUUACUUAUAGGGAGACUUAUGAUAUAGUUUUAAGACUAUCACACAUUUUGUCUGAACAAUAUGGUGUACGUUCCGGUGAUAACAUUGCUAUUGAUUCUACUAAUAAGCCACUGUUUCUGUUUUUACUAUUAGCAUCUUGGAAUAUUGGUGCUAUACCUGCAUUAUUGAAUUACAAUACACUGGGUAAUCCUCUAGUGCAUUCACUAAGGAUCUCUGGUAUUACACAAGUCUUUGUCGACCCACAAGCUAGUGGACCCAUCAAAUCAUCUGAAAAAGAGAUCAAAGAAGAACUGCCAAAUGUCAGAUUAAAUUAUUUGGAUGAGACCGAGCUUUUAAAAACUCUAAAAGAUCCAGAGACACCCAAAUUUUUACAAGAAGAUGAUUUGAGAUCCCCACAGGGUCUUACCGAUUACAAGCCUGCCAUGUUCAUUUAUACUUCUGGUACCACAGGUUUACCCAAGUCUGCUAUCAUGUCGUGGAGAAAAGCUACCGUUGGUUGUACCUUAUUUGCUCACAUUGAGCACAUGGAUAAUAACAGUGUUGUUUUCACUGCUAUGCCCUUAUUCCACUCUACCGCUACGUUACUUGGUGUUUGUUCCGUUUGGUCUAAAGGUGGUUGUGUGGCAAUCUCUAACAAGUUUUCUGCAAGCAAUUUUUGGAAAGAAGCAUAUUUGACCAAGGCUACUCAUUGUCAAUACGUGGGGGAAAUUUGUAGAUAUUUGCUUAACACACCAGUCUCCAAAUAUGAAAAUAUGCACUCUGUCAAAGUCGCUUAUGGUAAUGGGUUGAGACCUGAUAUCUGGCAAAAAUUUAGACACAGAUUCCAUAUUGAGGUUAUUGGUGAAUUUUAUGCAGCUACUGAAGCGCCUUUGGCAACUACCUCUUACCAAAAGGGUGAAUUUGGUGUAGGAGCUUGUAGGAAUUAUGGUACCGGUAUUCAAUGGUUCCUAAGUUUACAACAGACCCUGGUUAGAAUGGACCCCGAUGAUGAUGCUACUAUCUACAGAAAUUCUAAGGGAUUGUGUGAGAAACCAGCAGUUGGUGAAUCAGGUGAAAUGUUGAUGAGAAUUUUUUAUCCAAAGAAACCUGAGACUUCAUUUCAAGGUUAUGUGGGUAACAAAAAAGAAACUGAAUCCAAGGUGCUUCGUAACGUUUUUAGAGAAGGUGAUGCUUGGUUUAGAACCGGUGACCUUUUGAAAUCGGAUGAAUAUGGGUUAUGGUAUUUUGUGGACAGAAUGGGAGAUACAUUUAGGUGGAAGUCUGAAAAUGUGUCUACCACCGAAGUGGAAGACCAAAUAAUGGGUAGUAAUCAUGAUGAUUUCGCACAGGUAGUGGUUGUUGGUAUUAAAGUACCUGGUUAUGAAGGUAGAGCCGGAUUUGCUACUAUCAAAUUGAAAAAUCCAGAAACACCUGAAAGCGGUAGAAUUGCGGUCUUGAAUCGGAUGUUAACCCAUUUGAAUCGUGAAUUGCCCAAAUACGCACACCCGGUGUUUGUCAAAUUAGUGGAUCACAUUGAGAUGACGGACACUAAUAAAAUCUCGAAGAAGAUUUAUAGGAACCAGGUUCUACCUCAUGGUGCUAAUGGAGAUGAAACGGUCUACUGGUUAAAGGAUUACAAAGAAUAUAAGCAAUUGACUGAUGAAGAUUGGUCAGCCAUUAAAUCACAAAAAGCAAAACUCUGA
Zygosaccharomyces rouxii is the source of this 2016-nucleotide messenger RNA. It is a transcript of the gene FAT1, whose product is annotated as long-chain fatty acid transporter FAT1. Bases 1 to 2016 code for a protein of 671 amino acids. Gene Ontology annotation, molecular function: long-chain fatty acid transmembrane transporter activity; long-chain fatty acid-CoA ligase activity. Lineage: Eukaryota; Fungi; Ascomycota; Saccharomycetes; Saccharomycetales; Saccharomycetaceae. The record is from RefSeq and is a predicted model, not a curated record. The transcript has a single exon.